Molecule: messenger RNA, 702 nt
Organism: Ilyonectria robusta
Lineage: Eukaryota; Fungi; Ascomycota; Sordariomycetes; Hypocreales; Nectriaceae
Exons: 3
Coding region: 1-702 (233 amino acids)
Source: RefSeq, a predicted model, not a curated record
AUGCUAAUCGCACUCAAGUACACCCUUUUACACCUAAGCUUAGUGCAAGGUGAGCAAACAAGCAAAUGCUCGAUUGGUCACGGACAGUAUGACAGGUCAUCUGUCAUGAACAAAGGUCGAGGCUCAUCCGGUCCCGUCGAAGCAAAAGAAAAACCGAGGCAUCUCGUCAUCUGUCGAAUGCCACCCUCGGUCCCUUGGGCAGGUUACAAGGAUGCUACUACCAUGCCCUCGGUCGUGCGCUGCUCAAUGGAUCGUCGUCACCCGCACUGUGACAUUGUCGUCGACGAGUUCAUGACUCGCCGGCCCUCAUUUCCGUGGCCCGUCUCCGCAAGUGGCCAGCUUGUUCUUGGGGGAGGGGGGACUAUCCCCAAUAGUCGGUGCCCGUUCGUCUUCCUUUCCCACGGAUACGGUAGCAUUGUUAUUCGUGCUUGGGUGCGUGGUACUGUACUACUGUGCUACGCAGGGCGUCGGCUGCCCCAUCUUACCAAGCCCAUCGCAAUCCCUCGCCCAUCAACCAUCCCCGAUUCAUCCAACCGCCCGCAGCCGGACAGGCAAGCUACGAAUGGAGAGCGGAACUGUCAAACCCCGAGACGCUGCUGCUGGGACAUGGUCGUUAUCCGUACCGCACACUUUUUGCUGUGUGUCUCUCUCUGUCUGUCAGAUGGUAUCCCCUUGUUCGAUCCGUGGCAUGGCUUCGCCUAA